UCUGACAAAGGCAAACGCGAUCUUUUAACAAAAGGGCAAUCGCGUAUUACAAACGCGAUCUCUAAACAAAAGGCCUUUCGUGGUUCAGUUGGUGAGGAGGUUGCUCCAUCCUACUACUCGUCCUAGGUGGUGAAUCGGGAAGUUCACUUUCGGUUCUCUAGGGUUUACUCUGCUUAGCUUACCAAUGGCUGAUCCUGAGUUAGAAGCAAUCAGAAAGAGAAGGAUGCAGGAGCUUAUGGCUCAGCAAGGCAUGGGAAGUCAACAAAACUCUGAACAGCAGAAGGCUCAGGAGGAUGCUAAGAGGGAGGCGGAGGAGCGAAGACAAAUGAUGCUCAGUCAGAUAUUGUCUGCUGAGGCUCGAGAAAGACUUGCUCGAAUUGCUUUGGUGAAACCUGAGAAAGCAAGAGGUGUUGAAGAUGUCAUAUUGAGAGCUGCUCAAAUGGGGCAGAUAACAGAAAAGGUUUCUGAAGAAAGACUCAUAUCAUUGCUGGAGCAGAUAAACAACCAAACAACCAAGCAGACGAAAGUUACUAUACAAAGGCGUCGCAGUGUCCUUGAUGAUGAUGAUUAGCUGUUGCUAUGAUAUCCCUUCGAAAGUUCGAAUUACUCUGGAAGAGUUUUCAUUUGUAACCGGUCACAUUCAUAUGUAUGACAAUAUCUAUCUUGUGGGUGGCAUCUGCUAAAUUUAUGGUUACGUACACAUGACCUGAGAUAUAUAGAUUACUUAACAUUCAGUGCUCUCUUCACAGAACCUUUUUAGAUGUAAUAAUCACAAAUGACUGCAAGCUGUUCGGGCUUGGCGAGACUUGGAGAUGAGCAAGAAUAAUUUUACAGCUCUGGUUGUUGAUGCCUGUUUGGGUGAUGCCCAUUUACUAGUCAGCAAACGUACCAACAGGUUAAGUCUAUGAAGAGAGCUUGUGAACAGAUUGGAUCCACGGGAGACAUGGAGAUUUCUCCUUCUAAGGUUG
Molecule: messenger RNA, 968 nt
Organism: Neltuma alba
Lineage: Eukaryota; Viridiplantae; Streptophyta; Magnoliopsida; Fabales; Fabaceae
Product: DNA-binding protein DDB_G0278111-like
Exons: 8
Coding region: 185-571 (128 amino acids)
Cellular component (GO): cytosol; nucleus
Molecular function (GO): DNA binding
Source: RefSeq, a predicted model, not a curated record